UAAAUAUGAAGUAUUUUUAAAAUUAAAAGAAAUUGAUACUCCGUAUUUUUUUUUCACACCCAAAUGACCCAACUUGCCCUAUCCCCAAACCGCCUCAGAAAACCAAAUACGUACGGAUUAGAGCUUGGAGCAGCUUCGCGGCAACUUCCUUCCUCUUUCUGAUAAAUGCCCUAGGUUUUCUUUCAUUGUCGACCGCCUCUUCUUCUUUGUCGUAGCCUCGAAGUACUGUAUCCUUCCAUCUUCACGCGCUGUAGAUGUGUACGUAACUAGUGGGCGGUUUGCUCUAAACUCUGAUUACUGAAGAUUAAUCCUGAGAUCAACAAAGUAGUGUAAAAGAAGCAGUGAGAACCAAUUAAGUGGCCUCAUCUCUUCUGCAACAGCACAGAAUAAGAAGAUGAGUAGCGGUGGCGAAGAAUUUAAAGGCUCACCCUAUAGCCGCCAUAGAAAUGAGGACUUGGAAGCUAGCUACCCCCACAGGGGCUAUUCUGACGAGGAUGAGAACUGUGAUCCUUUUGAUAUUUUCCGCACCAAGAGCGCCCCAGCUGACCGUUUGAAACGUUGGAGGCAAGCAGCACUUGUCCUGAAUGCUUCUCGCAGAUUCCGAUAUACUAUGGACUUGAAAAAAGAAGAAGAAAAAAAGCAAUUAGUAGCUAAGAUUAGAACCCACGCACACGUCAUACGUGCAGCUGUGCUUUUUCAAAAAGCUGGGCAAGCUCUGCAGGGAUCUGGAACCCCUAAAGAACUGCCAGGUGCUCCAAGACCAGGCAGUGAAUUUGAUAUUAGUAUGGAGGAGCUGGAAUCCAUAUCUAGGGAGCAUAACCUUCAUACUCUGCAGAAAUAUGGAGGGGUCAAAGGUGUUGCAGGGAAGCUGAAAACAGAUAUUGAAAAGGGAAUUGUUGGGAAUGAAGGGGAUUUAUUAAAACGCAGUAGUGAAUUUGGAUCUAACACUUAUCCACGAAAGAAAGGACGAAGUUUUUGGAGGUUUCUUUGGGAAGCUAGUGGGGAUACAACCUUGAUAAUCCUGAUGGUAGCUGCAGCUGCAUCUUUGGCACUAGGGAUUAAAACUGAGGGUAUAAGAGAAGGAUGGUAUGAUGGAGGGAGCAUUGCACUAGCAGUAAUCAUUGUCAUAGUUGUUACAGCUGUAAGUGACUACAAGCAAUCCCUUCAGUUUCAAAGUUUAAAUGAUGUGAAGCAAAACAUACAACUUGAGGUUAUCCGAGGUGGGCGAAGAAUUCCUAUUUCUAUAUUUGAGAUUGUUGUUGGUGAUAUUGUACCUUUAAAGAUCGGUGAUCAGGUGCCUGCUGAUGGGCUUGUAUUAAAUGGACAUUCUCUUGGAAUUGAUGAGUCAAGUAUGACAGGGGAAAGCAAGAUAGUUCAUAAAGAUUCAAAAGCACCAUUCCUAAUGUCUGGGUGUAAAGUAGCAGAUGGGUAUGGGACCAUGCUGGUAUUGAGUGUUGGAGUUCAUACAGAAUGGGGAUUACUAAUGGCUAGCAUUGCAGAGGAUAAUGGGGAAGAAACACCCCUGCAGGUCCGUUUAAAUGGUGUGGCAACAUUCAUUGGUAUGGUUGGCCUUGGAGUUGCGCUAGCUGUUCUUACUGUCCUUAUGAUCAGAUUCUUCACCGGGCACACCAAAGAUCCUCAUUUUGAAGCUGGAAAGACUAAAGCUGGUGAUGCCAUAGAUGGGGCUAUUCAAAUCUUCACAAUAGCAGUAACCAUUGUAGUUGUGGCAGUACCAGAAGGCCUUCCCUUGGCUGUGACUCUCACGCUUGCCUAUUCGAUGAAGAAAAUGAUGGCAGACAAGGCUUUGGUUAGGAGACUUUCUGCAUGUGAAACUAUGGGGUCUGCAACCACUAUUUGUAGUGACAAAACUGGAACUUUGACUUUAAAUCAGAUGACUGUUGUUGAUGCUUAUAUUGGUGGAAAAAGAAUGUCCCCCCCAGAUGAUAAAUCCCAAUUGCCGCAGAAAGUUAUAUCUCUCCUCCUUGAAGGCAUUGCGCAUAAUACAAUUGGCAGUGUGUUUGUUCCUGAGGGUGGUGGAGCACCUGAGAUUUCUGGAUCACCAACAGAGAAGGCCAUUCUCCAAUUUGGAGUUGAUAUUGGCAUGAACUUUGCUGCCAUUAGAUCGGAGUCAACAGUUAUCCAUGCCUUCCCAUUCAAUUCAGAAAAGAAAAGAGGCGGUGUUGCCCUGAAACUGAACAAUUCUGAAGCUCACAUACAUUGGAAAGGUGCUGCUGAAAUUGUUUUAUCUUGCUGUAAUAGCUUCAUUGAUGCAAAUGAUAAUGUGGUGCGCUUGGAUGAAAAUGAGCAGUUAUCCAUCAAAAAGGAAAUUGAUGUCAUGGCUGCAAAUAGUUUACGUUGUGUGGCUAUUGCAUAUAGGCCAUAUGACACGGACAAAUUUCCCAAAAGUGAAGAAGAGUUGAGUGGUUGGGUGUUGCCUGAUACAGAUUUGAUCUUACUCGCAGUUCUUGGGAUCAAGGAUCCCUGCCGGCCUGGAGUUGGAGAUGCAGUUCAAUUAUGUAUAGAUGCUGGUAUUAAGGUGAGAAUGGUCACUGGUGAUAGUAUUCAGACUGCUAAAGCUAUAGCUCUGGAAUGUGGAAUACUUGAGUCAAAUUCAGAUGCUACUGAGCCAAAUGUGAUAGAAGGGAAAGCCUUCCGUGCAUUAUCAGAGUCUGUUAGACAAGAAAUUUCUGAGAAGAUAUCUGUCAUGGCAAGGUCAUCUCCAAAUGACAAACUCUUACUCGUGCAAGCAUUGAGGAAGAAUGGGCAUGUUGUCGCUGUAACUGGAGAUGGCACUAAUGAUGCUCCUGCGCUACAUGAGGCUGACAUUGGUCUUGCAAUGGGGAUUCAAGGUACUGAGGUUGCCAAGGAAAGCUCGGACAUCAUCAUAUUGGAUGACAAUUUUGCUUCGGUUGUAAAGGUUUGUGAACCUCUGUUCCGUUACGAAGAUUAUUUGGGAUUCCUGUGCACAGUACCCGGAAUCGAUCUUAACGAGCUAAAGAAUUUCACGCACUCAGCGUGCAACUACACGCUUGGCCACCCAUCAAAUCUGAAUAUGCCCUCAAUCGCGAUUUCAAAGCUCGUGGGUACUCGAACCGUGUCACGCUCCGUGACCAAUGUAGCUGAAGAAGAAACAUAUGUAAUCAGUGCAAGAAUGUCACCUGAAGUUGCCAUUGAAACAGAUCCUCCUGCAAUGACACUAAGGCACGGUGCUUCGCGCAAGUUCACGGUGACUCUCACACCUCGCUCCAUCACCGGGCGAUACAGUUUCGGAGAGGUCACACUGAAAGGAAGCAGAGGGCAUGUUGUGAGGAUUCCUGUUGUAGCAUUGGGCAGUCGCCCUACAUCCCGGUAGUUUGGAGGUUUGUAAUCCCACUUCAUGAUAUACGAUGUUGUAUUCUUUGGAUCUAUUGAGAAUAAGAUGCAUAACAUAACAUGAGUUACUUUGUCAGGAUCUGAGAUUUAAAAUUUAAAUGAUGUAAAGAUGGCUAGCCUUGAGAGGAGGGAGAGAUUUAUUUUUCAUCCCCCCAACUGAUUUGUGUUUGUGACAUGGCAAAAUUCCUUAUUUGCCAUGCAAGGACAUUGCUCUUCCUAAAUCUCCACUUAUUCAGCCUGUGAACAAAUCCCUACCACAAUUCCCAUUGUUCUUAGUUCAUGUAGAAAUCUAUACAAACCAAACUGCUUUCUCAUUAAUCAAGACGAAGUAUAAAU
Molecule: messenger RNA, 3708 nt
Organism: Cuscuta campestris
Lineage: Eukaryota; Viridiplantae; Streptophyta; Magnoliopsida; Solanales; Convolvulaceae
Source: the annotation of a GenBank genome assembly